Aricia agestis (brown argus) is the source of this 1526-nucleotide messenger RNA. Its product is annotated as N-acetylneuraminate lyase-like. The coding region runs from base 58 to 1239 and encodes 393 amino acids. The transcript is spliced from 3 exons. The record is from RefSeq and is a predicted model, not a curated record. NCBI's taxonomy places the organism in Eukaryota, Metazoa, Arthropoda, Insecta, Lepidoptera, Lycaenidae. Gene Ontology annotation, biological process: N-acetylneuraminate catabolic process. Gene Ontology annotation, molecular function: N-acetylneuraminate lyase activity; 4-hydroxy-tetrahydrodipicolinate synthase activity.
GGUUUUUUAAGGUUUUGUUUACUUUUAAAAAAUAAAUCUUUAUAUCAAUGAAAUAAUAUGACUGAAAAUUAUGAAAAUGGUGUUAAAAGUGGAAAUGAACAAAUUAUUGUUGAUGAUGGAAAGUUAAACCCCGUCUGUUCACCAAGUAAGCAAAGUCAAAAUUUAACUCUGUCAUGGAAUGAGAAUACUGAAUCUGCAGAAAUUGGUAAAAAUAAAGAAUGUCAACGACAUUACAGUGAGCAAAAUAGAAAAAAAUCAAAACUUAAUGAAGCAGAAAGAAGAAAAAGGAUACAAUGCUUAAAAGAUAUUGCAGAAUAUUGUAGAGUAGAAUUAAAUGUAGAAAAUAUAAUAGAUACUAACUCUCAGAGUUCAUCAGAUUUGGACGGAACACAAGAAAUCAUUCAGGAAAGUGAGCAAACCUCUUUAUGUGGUAUUUCAAGUUUGAAUGAGAAAUCAAAUCAAGGAAGUGAGCAAAUGCCUCACAUACUCUUAAGCCAGACUGAAGAAUCAAUUGAUGGAUGUGAGCAAAAAAUAUUUAAUGGAUCCCUGUGUACAAAUGAAAAUUCUAGCCAAAACGAACCAACUAAGAAAAAAGAUGCUCUUCUAAAACUUCAAAGAAAGAGAGAACGACAGCAGAGGUACAGGGAGCAGAAUAGAGAAAAAUUAAAAAAGCGUGAGGCAGAAAGAAGAAAACGAAAGCAAUGCCUACAAAAUAUUGCAGCAUAUCUUAAAGUAGAGUUAAAUGAUGAAGAUAAAUCUGAAACAACACUGAAUAUAGAAGGAUCGAGGUUAUCCUAUAUUGAAAGGCGUAUGGAAUCUAAAUUAGAAAAAAAUAGAGAACGUCAAAAAAGAUACAGGGAGCGGAAAAAAGAAAAACUUAAGCAACUGAAAGCUGAAUGUCUACAAAGUCCAGAAAUAAUUGCAGAGUUGUUGAGGGAAAACAAUAAAAAGAAGGAAUGGCAACAAAGAUACAGAGAAAAGAACAGAGAAAAAUUAAGACAGCGUGAAAAAGAGAGAAGAAAACGCGUGCAAUGUUUACAAAAGAUUGCAGAAAUUUGUAAAUUAGAGUUAGACGAUCAAGGAGUAUUAGAAUCUAAUGUUCAAAGUUCGUCCGCCUCGGAACAAUCUGGUUUAGGACAAUUUGGUGAAUUUGGCUUAGAUCACUUUGCAUUUAAGUUUGAUAUGCAAAAAGUUUUGACGCAACCACCUGACGCUCUAAAUGAAAUCCCAACAAUGUAAAUUAAACUUUGUUAUUAAUCAUUCUUAAAGUCGUAGGUCAUGGUUGUGUAUAGUAUUAGAAUAAGAAAAAAUGUUCCAAUAUUGGACUCAAAGACAUUCCACUUUUGGCUUUUACAGCAAGUUAAUGAAGCUAUAUUGAAAUGCCAUUACGUAAAAUUACAUGAAUUUCGUUUAGUUCCUUGCCUCACUAAAUAUUUUUACAAAUGUGAGAUAUUGCCCAAAAAUUGUAAUGCUACAGAAUCAUUAAAGUAUUUGUUAUCGGUUGUAUUAUUGAAUAGGUGUUAUUG